This is a messenger RNA of Eruca vesicaria subsp. sativa (arugula), 804 nucleotides long. The record is from the annotation of a GenBank genome assembly. Lineage: Eukaryota; Viridiplantae; Streptophyta; Magnoliopsida; Brassicales; Brassicaceae.
AUGAAAGCUGCUCGGCCUCUAAAUGUACAAUGUCUUCAUUUAGAUUCGACAUGGGUUUUCAAUGAGGCUGAGAACUCAACCAGUGCUAUUGGAGAAAGCCGCAUUGGUUCCCAGUGUCUCAUGGAUUCCAUUACACCUUGGACUUGGAAAAGAACAACAAAUUCAAGAAAUAAGGAAGAAGAACAUAAGUUGUGUCAUGCUCUUUUGUUUCGUGAAGAAACCUUUGAAGAAUUUGAAGAUCUCAAAGUUAUAUUUGAAAGGAAUUUAGCAACAGGCAAAAGUGCAAUUGGAUUAGGUGAUACCACUGAUGCUCGAACAACUAGAAUUGGGGAAACAGAAAAGGAACAAACAAAUUAUGGUGAAGAUAUUUCUUUUAAUGUCCAAGAAAAUUAUGAGCCACAGUCAUCUUUCUUUUGCAGUCCUUCAAACAAUAGUUUGGAAAAACUCCCAUUAAGAAAGAGACAAAAAACUAGCUCUCUUCACAAAGCUGAUGACCCAUUCAUUCAAAAAGAAGGUGCUGAAGAAGCUUCUACUGAGAUUAACGCUUUGACAACAGUCACUCAAAAGCUCUUCAAUUUGAUAGAAGAAAGGGAAACAAGACAGAAACAAGAAGCUGAGCAAAGAGAAGUAGAGAAAAAAAAGAAUAACUUAUGGGAAGCUAUCAAAGAAGUUUCCGAUUUGGAGGAACAUGUACGUUUUGACGCGGUUAAAAUGAUUCAUCAACUAGGAAUGAAAGAUGUAUUCAUUAGCAUGUCCAUUGAAGAACGUUGUGGCUGGAUUAAGCAUAAUGUCAUAGGAUCUUGA